This is a messenger RNA of Cetraspora pellucida, 158 nucleotides long. Lineage: Eukaryota; Fungi; Glomeromycota; Glomeromycetes; Diversisporales; Gigasporaceae. The record is from the annotation of a GenBank genome assembly.
CAGCUAUUAGAGAAAUAUUAAAUAAUAUGAUUGAUUCUUCAAUAAUGGCUUUGCAAGACCCUCAAGUAGUUUACACUAAAGGACAUUCUUCUGAUGCUUUAAAUUAUCAAUCAACCAAUACUACAAGAAGAGAUCCUUCUGAAUUUGAAUUUGAAUAG